Molecule: messenger RNA, 2370 nt
Organism: Cylindrotheca closterium
Lineage: Eukaryota; Bacillariophyta; Bacillariophyceae; Bacillariales; Bacillariaceae
Source: the annotation of a GenBank genome assembly
AUGUCGACUUCGUCAUCAUCAUUAUCCUCACCUACUACUCCCAUCUUCCGGCAGUCCAAAGAAAGCUGUCCUAACAUCGUUCAUUUGGCUGUGAAGGAUCCUCUAAUAAACGAAGGACUUGGUGGUGGCUGCCCGGAAAGCAUAAUGAGAUUGUUUAAACGGAAGAAGAAUAAGGACAAGAGCAGCCGCAAUCAUCAGAGGCAAGAGGAAGGAAAUGACAAUAAAAAAAAUAGCAUCCACGACAACAACCAAAAGACGAAAAAGAAAUCUCUGCUGAAGCGAAUAUUCAAAUCAAACAAGAAAAAGAUCAAAGGGGACAAGAAAGGGAAUCAAGGGGUCAAGCAGGAUCAUACAGAGACAACAAGGGAUAAGCCGGGCAUUCUUAUCCCAUCAGAGACAUCAACAAGAAGUGUCAUGGGGGAACAAGAAGUACAGCAGCAGCAGCAGCAGCAGCUGAUUAUUGAAAAUGAAGUCUUCAAGGAUAAGAAUGAGGAAGGUAAUGCAAGCACUGAAGUGGAACUGAAUGCUUCUUAUCAUUCAUCGUUGCAUGCGCCGCUAUCUGAUUUCUUGAUGGAGCAGGAAUCACCUGAGGCUACGGCUACUAGUACCAGCGAAUUCCUGAAGUUGGCGUCAUCGCCAGUUCCAAUUUACAGGGACGAUGAUGAUGAGGAUUCUGAUGACGAUUAUGACCCCCAUGACCGACAAAAAGGAAGCAAAAAAUCAUCAUCACAGCAACAUACAGAAACUCUGGAUGUCACACAAGAGCUUUCCUUUUCCUCAUCUUUGUCAUUGUGGACCAAGAGUUCUGCUGUGAAGGUAAACAAGAAAGCAGAUGAUGCUUCUAGUGACGACUUUUACAAUGACGAUGAUUUGAAUACUACUGGUGACUCGCCGGGAGCUCUCUACAAGAGGGAUAGUGAACAAGAAGAAAGCGAGGAUGAAAGGACGUUCAAUGGCCUCUUUGAAGAACAAGUUUCUGCACUCGAAGACACACUCGAGCAAAUCAAGAGUCUAAGUGAUCAGGAAGAUAGCAGCAGUAGCAGGACUGGUAGCUUGAGCCAAAACGAAGAGGAAAUGCCAGUGGCGCCACCUGAGUCGCCACCACACGUUUCUCUGAUACUGCCAAACCUUUCCCCAAUCAAAUCAUCCAAGGUUGGGUCACCUACUAAUGCUGCGGUAUCGGGCUAUGAAUCAUCCAGUUCCUGGUCCGCCCCACAAUCACCAUCGCCUACCACAAACUGCCUCGAUAAUAUUGUUGGAACUUCCACUCCCACCGCAGUGUCACCAAUUGCCUCUCCGCUACAGUUGAAGCAACGAACCCGACAAGAUCGAUUUGCCUUGGCGGAAAACAGCACUAGUAGUACCACUGGUGUGAACAGUAUCACACGCAGCUAUCAUUCCAAUGAUGAAGAGGCAAGCAUGUCCACCAAUAAUAGCGUAUACUUGGAUUGCGUUGGCGACAAUGCGGAUGCGGAUACGAAUGCAGGAUCAUCCAUUUUCACAGCAGAUGGAGAAGUUUGCAAAGAUCUGCUGGUGCAAUUCGAUGAGUACUCCAAUCAGUACUCCUUGGGAUUGCAGGUUCGCAAACUGAUGCAAGAACGAGACGAAUUGCUGGCCAAUCAACAGAAAGAAAGGGAAUUGCAUCAGGGCAAUUACAAAGCCUUUUGUGAGAAGAUUCAGAGACUAGAGGAAAUCUGUAGCAAGCAGCGAGAGCAACGGCAAUCCUUUGUGGAACAAUUGGCACAUCAAUCAGUAUUGCAUCGGCAGAGUGUAUUGCAGCUUUCCUUCCUUCGCAAACAGCAACAGGAAUUCAAACAACAGCAGCAGCAGCAGCAGCGACAACAACAAGACGAAAACCCGUGGACGCAACUGACGGCAACAGCUCCAGUUCCAGCUGCCGAUGAUAUGUUAGAACAUGUUCAAAGUGCAGUACAGAAAGAGGGAGCGGCAAUUUUGGAUCGCUUCUUACUGGAUGACCAACAUCGCGAACAGCUGGAGGAGCAGCUCGAAGACUCCCUGAAUGAGCGACAUCAACUGAUUGCAAAAUUUGGCCAAGAGUUGGGGAGUCAACUAGCCAGAUACAGGCAACUGGAAGAUCGAUUUAAGGCAGAACAGAACAAGUACAAUCGACAAGUCGGUUUGAAUGCGCAAUUGGAACAACAAGUGUUCCAUUUGCAACAGGAUUACGAAGAACUUGAAGAGAAAUACACCCACCUGCAAGAUUGGCAGGCCGCUAUAAUCCGGAAACAUGAGCGUCAACAAAACAAGCGUGCGUCACCGGCCAGGCGAAAAGAUGAAUGGACAACUGUCCUUGGGGAAGCUGGCAACAACGACGACGAUGAAAGUGACAUGUCGAUCAUGGAGGCUUAG